Molecule: messenger RNA, 2084 nt
Organism: Manis pentadactyla (Chinese pangolin)
Lineage: Eukaryota; Metazoa; Chordata; Mammalia; Pholidota; Manidae
Product: cytochrome c-like
Exons: 1
Coding region: 1092-1451 (119 amino acids)
Biological process (GO): mitochondrial electron transport, cytochrome c to oxygen; mitochondrial electron transport, ubiquinol to cytochrome c
Cellular component (GO): mitochondrial intermembrane space
Molecular function (GO): heme binding; electron transfer activity
Source: RefSeq, a predicted model, not a curated record
CAUUUGAAACAAUAGCUUUAUCAUAGACUAAAUUCUCUUGUGUGCAUGGCUGUGCAACUGGUUCCUUGUGUUAUCUGUUCCACUCAUUUAUUUUUUUAUUUCUGCACCAGUAUUAAAGCGUUUAGUUGUUUUAACCUUAGAAUAACUUCCUAGAACAAGAAGAGAAAAAUCCCCCUUUGAUGCUGCUUCCUUUUUCAAAAUAUAUCUUAGUAUUUGUCUGCAUUUUUUUCUUCCAUUCAGUGAGGAGUCAGCUUGUCAAGGUCUACAGAAGAAACCCUUGUGACUAUUUGAUUGGGAAUGAAUUGAAUUAAUAAGUUCAUUUUAGUUAAAUUGGCAUCUUUACAAUAUUUAGUUUUCUUACCCAGAAAUAUUAUAUGUCUCUAAGUCUUUUAUGUCCAUCGGUUAAGUUCUGUAGUUUUCUUUACAUAAAUCGUGCACUGAAGGAUUUGUCCCUAUUACAGAUGGCAUCCUGUUUUCCCAUUACACUGACCUAAUUUAUAUUGAUAAGUAGGAAAUCAUCUUUUGACUUUUAUAUGUUAAUUUCUUAAUCUAGGCACUUGACUGAACUCUUGUUAGUGACCUUCAUACUUAUUUCUUCUUGACUUAUUGCAUUGGCUAGAGAAACACUGGUGACAGAGUACAUCCUUGUCUUGUUCCCAUGUCUAAUGAGAUUGCUCUAAUGUUGAACCAUUACAUACACUUUCUCAACUUGAAGAAAUUUCUUUCUGUUCCUAGUAUACUGAGGAGUAUGCUUUCCACUGUAGAUGAUGCAAGAUUCCUAUAAAGGGGCUUUAAUUCUUUCCCUUAUAUUUUCCUUGAGAAUCCAGAUUGUCCUAACUGAAUGGGACCUCCUAGCAUAGACAUCCCAGCUGAGCCAAAAUGGCAUAGAAGUAUCUUCUCUUCCCUCCUUUCACUCACAUUUGACCCCGGAUGACCUAAGGGAAGAAAUUACUUUGCAUUGACAUUUCCUAUGUCCUCCUCACCCCCCUGAGAAAAAAUAACAAAUAAAAAAAUGUCGGUGCACUAACACCGGUACAUAGGUGCAGGCCGGUGUGUCCUUGGACUUAGAGAGUGGGACGUCUGGCUUGCGAAUGGGAACCUUCAUAGGAGCACGAAGAAAGAGCGGUUUAAAAAUGGGUGACGUUGAGAAGGGCAAGAAGAUUUUUGUUCAGAAAUGUGCCCACUGCCAUACUGUGGAAAAGGGAGGCAAGCACAAGACUGGGCCAAACCUCCAUGGUCUGUUUGGGCGAAAGACAGGUCAGGCCCCUGGAUUUUGUUACACAGAUGCCAACAAGAACAAAGGCAUCACCUGGGGAGAUGAGACACUGAUGGAGUAUUUGGAGAAUCCCAAGAAGUACAUCCCUGGAACAAAAAUGAUCUUCUCUGGCAUUAAGAGGUCAUCAGAAAGGGCCGACUUGAUAGCUUAUCUCAAAAAAGCUACUAAGGAGUAAUAAAUAAUAAAUAAUAAAUAAGGCCACUGCCUUAUUUAUUAAAAAACUGAAAUGUCUCAUGACCUUUUUUAUUUGCACCAUAUAUUUAAAUUGGUCUCAUACACCAUACACCAGAGUUCAGAUCAUGAAUGGCUGGUAGAAUGUUUCUUUUUGGACAGUCCUGACUUAAAUAAGAUUGGCUUGUGGUUAGAUGAAUAUGAUCAGAUUUUUGAACCUUGAUAGUAAUUCUAGUUCAGCAAGUGUGGUCACCGUUUUCCCCUUCCAAAGAUAUGAUUGGAUUUUAUUAGUAAUGUUCAACUUUCACAGGGACAGUGAAUACCAUCUCAAAACCUGUAAGAGGUUGGUUUUAUAUUUAGAUUUAUAUAACUGGUUGUAUCAAUAUAUUUAAAUACUGAAGAAAUACCCUCAUUGUCUCAAAGAACAGCAAGACUCACUUGUGUUUCAAGUUGUGUUCAUUAGCCUAUUAAAGGCAAGGGCUGAAGAUAAGUUGACAAUGUCCACUAUCUUUUGGUCUUGACUAUGCCAAUUUAAUUAAAAUAAGCUGUAUCUAAAAUGUUGCCUUUUACUUAAUGAAAGGCAUUUUAGUGUGGUUUAUGUAUGAUACUAAAUAAAGAAUAUUUAACACUUCUCACA